Messenger RNA from Pedinophyceae sp. YPF-701, 975 nucleotides. Lineage: Eukaryota; Viridiplantae; Chlorophyta; Pedinophyceae. The record is from the annotation of a GenBank genome assembly.
AUGAGCAGCCGCCUGUUGCAGGCUGCAGGCCGGCACGCCUAUGCCAGAGCAUCACUGCCGGCGCUGCGACAGCCGCUGCUGGCGACACCCCUUCGUCUUCGGGCGCGAGCCCGCGUCCCGGGCCAUGUGUCUCGCACCGUGUCCUGCGCUUCCUCGACGGCGGGCGUUGGCGCUGGCGUGAGGGAGACGUUCGACAAGUGCCGGGAACAGGGCAGGGUGGCGCUGAUUCCGUUCAUCAUGGCCGGCGACCCCGACCUGGACACGACGAAGAAGGCGAUCUUGGAGCUCGACUCGCUGGGCGCGGACAUCAUUGAGCUGGGGGUGCCCUACAGCGACCCGCUCGCCGACGGACCCGUGAUCCACGAGGCCGCCACGCGCGCGCUGCGGAGCGGCGCCACGAUCGACAAGGUCAUCGCCAUGGUCCGCGAGGUGGCCCCGCAGAUCAAGGCGCCGCUGGUGCUCUUCACGUACUUCAACCCCAUCAUCAACCGGGGCGUGUCCGAGUACUGCAAGUUCAUCAAGGACGCCGGCGCGUCCGCGCUCCUCAUCCCGGACCUCCCGCUGGAGGAGGUCCUCAAGGUGAAGCAGGCCGCGAACGACGCGGGGAUCGAGCUCGUGCUCCUCACCACCCCGACCACCCCGCGCGACCGCAUGGCGAAGAUCGCCGAGUCCUCCGACGGCUUCGUCUACCUGGUCUCCGUCACCGGGGUGACGGGGGUGCGCGCCAAGGUGUCUGACCGGGUCGGCGGGCUCGUCGAGAUGCUCAAGGAGGUCACCGACAAGCCCGUCGCCGUUGGCUUCGGGGUGUCUGCGCCGGAGAACGUCAAGCAGAUCGUGGACUGGGGCGCGGACGGCGUCAUCGUCGGGUCCGCGCUGGUCAAGGCGCUCGGCACGGCGGGCAGCGCGGAGGAGGGGCUCGCCAACUUCAAGGCGCUCGCUGCGUCGCUCCGGGAGGCCGCGCCCGCAGGCAAGUAG